Messenger RNA from Condylura cristata (star-nosed mole), 2099 nucleotides. RefSeq names its product growth differentiation factor 10 (gene GDF10). The transcript has 3 exons. Gene Ontology annotation, molecular function: cytokine activity; growth factor activity. The coding region runs from base 1 to 1425 and encodes 474 amino acids. Gene Ontology annotation, biological process: SMAD protein signal transduction; osteoblast differentiation; BMP signaling pathway. The record is from RefSeq and is a predicted model, not a curated record. Lineage: Eukaryota; Metazoa; Chordata; Mammalia; Eulipotyphla; Talpidae. Gene Ontology annotation, cellular component: extracellular region.
AUGGCCCGUUGCUUCUCCCGGAUCAGCCCAGGAGCACAGCCCCAACUGCUGCCCCUGCUGACACUGUUGCUGCUGCUUCGGGCCGUGGGUGGUAGCCACACGGCCCCCGCCCGGUCCCUGCCCACAGCUGCCGAUGGCCUGGCAGGGAACAAGGACCCCCAGAGGCUCUCUGGGGACGCAGUAGCAGCUCUGGGCCACGGCGCCCAGGACAUGGUCGCUGUCCACAUGCUCCGACUUUAUGAGAAAUACAGCCAAAGAGGCGCGCGACCUGGAGGAGGCAACACAGUCCGCAGCUUCCGGGCUCGGCUGGAAGUGGUUGACCAGAAAGCUGUGUAUUUCUUCAACCUGACUUCCAUGCAAGAUUCAGAAAUGAUCCUCACAGCCACAUUCCACUUCUACUCAGAGCCACGGUGGCCCAGGGCACGAGAGCCACCAUGCAAGCAGCGAGCCAAGAACGCGUCCUGCCGCCUGCUACCCCCCAGCCUGCCCAUACGUCAGCAUCUGCUCUUCCGCAGCCUCUCCCAGAACACAGCCACACAGGGGCUGCUCCGGGGGGCCAUGGCCCUGGUGCCCCCACCACGGGGUCUGUGGCAAGCCAAGGAUAUCUCCCCCAUCGUCAAGGCAGCACGCCGGGAUGGCGAACUGCUCCUCUCUGCCCAGCUAGACUCCGGAGAGCAGGACCUGGGAGUCCCCAAACGCAGCUCCCUGGCACCCUACAUCCUUAUUUAUGCCAAUGACUUGGCCAUCUCAGAGCCCAAUAGUGUGGCGGUGACACUGCAGAGAUAUGACCCCUUCCAGGCUGGAGACCCAGAGCCCGGAGCAGCUCCCAAUAGCUCUGCAGACCCCCGAGUGCGUCGGGCCACUCAGUCCACCAGGCCCCUCCAGGACAAUGAGCUGCCAGGGCUGGAUGAGAGGCCAGCACAUGCCCCCCACACCCAGCACUACCACAAGCACGAACUGUGGCCCAGCCCCUUCCGUGCGCUGAAAGCCCGGCCAGGCCGCAAGGACCGCAGGAAGAAGGGCCAGGAUGUGUUCACGGCCUCACAGGUGCUGGAUUUUGAUGAGAAGACAAUGCAGAAAGCCCGCAAGAGGCAGUGGGAUGAGCCGAGGGUCUGCUCCCGGCGGUAUCUGAAGGUGGACUUUGCGGACAUCGGGUGGAACGAAUGGGUCAUCUCUCCCAAAUCCUUUGAUGCCUACUACUGCGCGGGAGCGUGCGAGUUCCCCAUGCCCAGGGUUGUCCGCCCAUCCAACCACGCCACCAUCCAGAGCAUCGUCAGGGCUGUGGGCAUCGUCCCGGGCAUCCCAGAGCCUUGCUGUGUUCCUGACAAGAUGAAUUCCCUUGGGGUCCUCUUCUUAGAUGAGAACCGGAACGUGGUUCUAAAGGUGUAUCCCAACAUGUCUGUGGAGACCUGUGCCUGCCGAUAAGAGGAGGCGCUCUGGGAACCGAAAAACCUCCGCCCACCCCACUCCCAGCAGGCAGAGUGCUCAGAGCUUUCUGGAACAGGGGUUUGACUAGGGGUGAAGCUCCGAGGAAGGGCAGAGCUACAUACGACCUUGCUGGGUCCCAGAAAGAGCUGUCUCCUGGGACAUCAGUCUGAGGUCUCUAGCGACUUGCCUCCUAAAUGCCAGUCUGAACACCCAAGGGAGCUGGGAAUUAGCACUCGCCUGGCCAUCGCCUGUGGCCCAUCCCACCGUUUGGAAGGCCUGAAACUGAGCGUGUCCACAGUGUUGGAUGCCGCGGUCGCCAUCUCAUAACCUGCAAAGGAGGCUGCAAAUCUAAGGUUGCUUCUUUCGUGUGGAAAGAACGUCUGCUAAAAUACUAAGUUUAAAUGUUUUGGGCCACAUAUUGGUUAUGGAAAACAGGGCCUCAAUAAUGGUAUAAUGGUUGUUUUCUUUUGAAUCCACUAUAAAAGCUUUUAUACAUACAAUAUGCACAUAUAACCAAUUUUGGAUUCUUUUUUUCUUAAUAUAUAUUUUAUUUUACAAAAAAAAAGGAGAGAGUUGGCACCAUUUUCAGAGGUCAUUGUGCUGGUCCAGUCUGCAUUGUUUAAACAUACCUGUUGAAGUAACACAUGCAUAUGUUGGAAUACUAAAAAAUA